CAGCUCCUCCAACUCUCAAAAAUCGCUUCUUUUUCUUCUUCCAUCCUCUCGCUCCACGACCAAGCUCAACAAUGGCUCUCAGAUCUCUCGACAACGCCCUCCCAGCUUCUCUCGAGAGACCUCGGAAGGCUCCCAAGAUCUCCCCCGCUAAGCCUCCUCUCUAUCCGUCCAUCAACAACGAGAACUCAUCGCUGACACCACCGCCUCCCAAGCCCGCCGAUCAAUCCAUUGAGUAUAUAUCUUCUGAAAAUCUCGCCGCCCUUUCAGAUCCUCAGAACAAGAUCAAGAGUGUGCUGGAGGAGUUGGAAUCCAAAGAUUGGAUUAGGGUUUGUGAAGCUCUGAACGAUGUGCGUCGCCUUGCACUGCACCACCAAUCCCUCUUGCAUCCAAUCUUGGAAAAUGUUAUGCUGGUGAUUGUGAAAUCAAUGAAGAGUCCUCGGAGUGCUCUUUGCAAGACCUCAAUCAUGGCUUCUACUGAUAUCUUUCAAUCUUUUGGUUAUCUACUGCCUUCCAUCUCUGAAGAUGCUUGUGCUUUUGAUCAUUUGCUGUUGCAGCUCUUGAUGAAAGCAUCUCAAGAUAAAAAGUUUGUGUGUGAAGAAGCAGAGAAGGCGUUGGAAGCCAUGGCAAGCUUCAUUUCUUCUCUGCCAUUAAUCAAGAAGCUUCAACCUUGUGUUAACCAUGCAAAUCUUAGAGUGAGGGCCAAAGCUGCUGUUUCAAUCUCCAAAUGUGUCUCGAAGAUGGAUAUCGAGACGAUGAAGGAAUUCGGGCUCGUCGUACUUCUCCAGAUUGCUGCUGAACUCCUGAAUGACAAACUACCAGAGGCCAGAGAAGCAGCUCGGAGUAUCAUCAAUUCAGUUCAUAAUGGAUUCUCCAAAAACAAUGAACUGAAAGUGGACGAUGAAAGUUCGGCAACAACAGAGUCAUGGCAGGAUUUCUGCUCCUCUAACUUGCCUCCGAUCUCAGCCCAAUCAGUCGCAAAGAUUGUUUUGCAGUAAUAGUAGGAGUGUUGAUUUGCUUUUUUAAAUAUAUAUUUUUAAUUUUUUUUUAUGAGAAUUUGUAUUAUGGAGGGUUCCUUUCACUCAUAAGUUUGAUUGCAUUAUUGGUUGUUGAUCAGCAGCAA
This is a messenger RNA of Dioscorea cayenensis subsp. rotundata (Guinea yam), 1120 nucleotides long. RefSeq lists its product as uncharacterized. The coding region runs from base 72 to 995 and encodes 307 amino acids. Gene Ontology annotation, cellular component: cytoplasmic microtubule. Gene Ontology annotation, biological process: microtubule cytoskeleton organization. Lineage: Eukaryota; Viridiplantae; Streptophyta; Magnoliopsida; Dioscoreales; Dioscoreaceae. Gene Ontology annotation, molecular function: microtubule binding. The record is from RefSeq and is a predicted model, not a curated record. The transcript has 5 exons.